This is a messenger RNA of Haliotis rubra (blacklip abalone), 1350 nucleotides long. RefSeq lists its product as uncharacterized. The transcript is spliced from 2 exons. The record is from RefSeq and is a predicted model, not a curated record. Lineage: Eukaryota; Metazoa; Mollusca; Gastropoda; Lepetellida; Haliotidae. The coding region runs from base 1 to 1350 and encodes 449 amino acids.
AUGACACUAGCUGCGUUUCUCUUGUCAGGCGAUCUCUCAGAAGGCGAGGAGUUUCGCAGAGAGCUACCCAAAUCAUCAUUCAGUCCUGGAGAACUAGCACGAGAAAGCAGAUGCAAUGGUCGCAGCAGCACCAUCGGAGACCACGUAGUGUCCUCCACUAUUCACAGCCACCCACCCUUUGAGAAUGGAGAACACAUCCGACUCGUCGCCCGUGUAAAAGAGCGUGUAAAGACUGACAUCUCACCGGUGCUGCAGAUCUACAACAACGAGCUCGACCUCCUUGAUGAAGAUGAUGCCGCAACUGCACCCACGUACUCUAAUAUUCAGGCCGCACUGUACAGACACAGAGCCAAGUCCAUCCCACCACUGCCUGAGAGCAGGGCUGGCGUCACUCUAGAAGGAAUAUGGACCCAGACCGAUGAUGGCCGAGAGUUCCUCUGUGUAGACGACGGUGAAGAUGACAGACUUUUGCUGUUUGCUACAACCGAGAUGCUGGAAUUAUUGAGCGACGCUGACAUUCUCUUUAUGGAUGGUACAUUCUUUGUGUGUCCUAACCUGUGGCUACAAGUGUACAUCAUUCAUUGUCUGGUGAAUGGUAAAAUGUUUCCUGUCGCUUUUGCGUUGCUUCCCAACAAGACCAAGCGGACGUAUGUUAGGCUUUUCACUUUGCUGAAGGAUAUUGUUGUGAGACGACUUGGCAUCGAACUUUCACCAGAAAUAUUCCAGAUCGACUAUGAAGCAGCAGUUAUCAGUGCUAUUAGUGAAGUCUUCCCCGACAGUUCCGUCCGAGGUUGCCUAUUCCAUUAUUCUCAAGCUUUGUGGCGUCAAGUUUUGGAGAGGGGACUGUCUCGCGACUACAUGAACAACCCAGCAGUCCAAGCCCACGUUCGACGAGCAGCUGCUUUGCCACUCCUUCCCCUGAACCAGGUCCAAGAUGCUUGGUUUGAAGUCAUCGAGCAGUCUCCCGACGGCGACAGAGUAGCAGCCUUCAACGACUACGUCACCAGCACCUGGGUUGAAGAUGAUGCCAAGUUCCCAGCACACAUCUGGAACCAGCACGAAAACACAGGCCCGCGCUCAAACAACCAUCUUGAGGGAUUCCACUCUGGCUUGAAGAAACGCAUACCCCGAUCACACCCCAACAUCUACCAAUUCGUAGAGGAGCUCAAGAAGAUCGAGAAGGCAGACAGGCGCACAAGACGACAGUUUGGACUUGGAGGAGCAAGGAGACCACGAGCACGUGUAGACCGUGAUCGAGAUCAGAGGAUCGAGAGACUCAAGGUGCAGCUUUCCACCGGUGUGAAGUUCAGAUGCAGUUCCUUGAUGCUGUUGGCCACAUCCUCAAGCUAA